UCCCGUUGUGAGUGUGAGAAACAUCGCACUCGCUCCCAUGCCCUAAAAGCAAAGAGAAAUACAAAAAAAAGGACAAGCGAACAACUCAUCCUCUUUGCGAUUUUAGAUUUUAAAGAAAAGAGAGUAAUCGAGAUCGAAGAAGAAGAAGAGUUGGAAUGGGAUCGGGAUCGGGAUCUUUCCUCAAGGUUUUGGUCCAAAAUUUCGACGUUCUCGCUGGGCCAUUGGUCACACUUGCUUAUCCACUGUAUGCUUCAAUCAAGGCUAUAGAAACAAAAUCUUCUGUGGAUGAUCAGCAAUGGCUCACUUAUUGGGUGCUCUACUCAUUUAUUACACUGUUCGAGCUCACUUUUGCGCCAGUAAUCGAAUGGCUUCCGUUUUGGUCUUACAUGAAGCUGUUCUUCAAUUGCUGGUUGGUCUUACCCCACUUUAACGGCGCUGCAUACGUUUAUCAGCACUAUGUGAGGCCGCUGCUUGUGAACCAGCAAACCGUAAACAUCUGGUACGUUCCAAGUAAGAAAGACAUUUUCAGUAAACCUGAGGACAUAUUAUCAGCUGCGAAGAAAUAUAUCGAAGAAAAUGGACCGGAGGCGAUUGAGAAGCUCAUAAGCAAGACCGGAGUUCGAUUAAACUCUAAGGGAAGGAGACGCUCGAUCUUGGAAGAGGUCGAGGCUGAGCAGAAAGCAAAGGCAGAAAAAGAGUCGGAAACCUCGAACGGAAAUUAUUCGAUCUUUGAUGAGGGCUACCGAUACUGAUACCAAACCAAACUUCUCUCUCUUGGGAGAUCGAAGUCUUUGUUCGCUGUUUGUUAAUAUGUUUAGUUCCCGUUCAGUUCUUAUCCUACGAUGACGAAGAGCACCGAGGACCAGUUCAAUUGGAGUACUUGAGAGAGUUCUCUUACUAGAGGAUUGUUCGUUGCGUUUGUAGUGAGAUGCAUGAUAGUCGUGACGCAUGAUGUCUGCAUGUGACGGUCUUGUUCAUCUUUUACUUUUAUUGGUAUCGGCAGUUUCGUGUACUUUUCAAGUGGCUUUCUGAAAUGGUAUUCUGAAUUUCUUGUUAGAAAA
Messenger RNA from Ananas comosus (pineapple), 1061 nucleotides. Its product is annotated as HVA22-like protein a. Lineage: Eukaryota; Viridiplantae; Streptophyta; Magnoliopsida; Poales; Bromeliaceae. The transcript is spliced from 5 exons. The record is from RefSeq and is a predicted model, not a curated record. Bases 156 to 752 code for a protein of 198 amino acids.